Messenger RNA from Salvia miltiorrhiza (redroot sage), 1038 nucleotides. RefSeq names its product probable ubiquitin-conjugating enzyme E2 18. Lineage: Eukaryota; Viridiplantae; Streptophyta; Magnoliopsida; Lamiales; Lamiaceae. The coding region runs from base 22 to 738 and encodes 238 amino acids. The transcript is spliced from 5 exons. The record is from RefSeq and is a predicted model, not a curated record.
AUGAAAUGAAAUUAAAGAAAGAUGAAAGAAGUGUAUGAAACGGCGGCGUUUAAAAAAGCAGCACCGCUAGACCUACUCUGCCCCCUUAAGAGCAAGCAGCAUGAAUUCCUUCUCCAACGUUUAACUCUUCCUCGCAAUAAUUCCUCUAUCAAUUUUUCGUGCACGAUGACCUCAGACUCCGGUUCCUCACGCAAGGCAUUGAGCAAGAUCGCGUGCAAUCGGCUGCAGAAAGAGCUGGUGGAGUGGCAGGUGAAUCCGCCUGCCGGUUUUAAGCAUAAGCCUACUGAUAAUCUUAAGAGAUGGGUAAUUGAAGUCAACGGGGCACCGGGUACGCUCUAUUCCGGCGAAACGUAUCAGCUUCAGGUUGAUUUUCCGGAGCAUUACCCUAUGGAAGCGCCGCAGGUUAUAUUUGUUCCUCCAGCGCCUCUGCAUCCUCACAUUUAUAGUAAUGGCCAUAUAUGUUUAGAUAUUUUAUAUGACUCUUGGUCCCCAGCUAUGACUGUAAGUUCAAUUUGCAUCAGCAUUCUAUCUAUGCUGUCAAGCUCCACCGCGAAGGUUUGUCCAAUUUUCAACUGUCGGUUUUUCAUCUCUGAAUCGAAAUUGUUGUUGGACAUUGAUCCCUUUGAACUUUGUUGCGCGCAGCAACGUCCAGCCGACAACGACCGCUACGUGAAGAACUGUAAGAAUGGUAGAUCUCCAAAGGAGACGAGAUGGUGGUUCCACGAUGAUAAAGUGUAAAUGCAGAUGCAGAUGUAAACCUGUAACUCAACCUCGCUCUAUCCUAUAGGUCGGAGGAUAAAACAAAAACCCCCCAAAAAUUGAAACAAAUGUUCAACUGCUCUGGAUGCCAUGCUGGCAUCAUACGUUCUGUAGCAGCUAAUGUUGGUAUAUAUUGUGUUCUCUCUCUCUCUCUCUCUCCACCCAAACUGCAUGUAAUUGUCUCAUUUGGAUUCUAUCAAACUUGCAUCAUAUUGUAACCUACUCAAAUUCUAAGUUUCACUCCUUUAUUAUUCAGUUAAUCAGACAUUUUGAGGCUAA